Panonychus citri (citrus red mite) is the source of this 1313-nucleotide messenger RNA. RefSeq names its product REST corepressor 3-like. Bases 21 to 1205 code for a protein of 394 amino acids. Gene Ontology annotation, biological process: negative regulation of DNA-templated transcription; regulation of transcription by RNA polymerase II. The transcript has 3 exons. The record is from RefSeq and is a predicted model, not a curated record. Gene Ontology annotation, molecular function: transcription corepressor activity. Gene Ontology annotation, cellular component: transcription regulator complex; histone deacetylase complex. Lineage: Eukaryota; Metazoa; Arthropoda; Arachnida; Trombidiformes; Tetranychidae.
GUUAAAUUAAAUUCCACAAAAUGGAGACUUUCAUGUUAAAUCCAAUGAGGGUUGGAAGUGAAUAUCAGGCUGUUGUUCCAGAGGUUUCAACCGUUCUACCCAAACCUGCACCAGAAUAUGAGCCUGAACAUGCCGUCCUUAUCUGGUCUCCAUCUAAUGGUAUUCCUCCUGAAAAGCUUGACGAGUUUAUCCAAAUUUGUCUUGAAAAGUAUAAUUACAAAAUUGAACAAGCCUUAGGUAUGUUAUGUUGGCAUAAAUAUAAUCUUGAAACUGCACUUGCAGACCUACCAAAUUUUACUCCCUUGCCUGAUGACUGGUCGGUUGAAGAUAAAGUGUUAUUCGAGCAAGCAUUUCAAUUCCAUGAUAAACACUUCCACAAGAUUAAACAAAUGCUACCAGACAAGUCGAUUGCCAAUCUUGUUAAAUAUUAUUAUUCAUGGAAGAAAACAAGGAGCAGAACUAGCCUUAUGGACAGACAAGCUCGCCGGUUUAUUGUUCAGAAAGAAGAUGGAAGUGAAGCUGGUUCAGAUGGUCUAUCCGACAAUGAAAAUGAAUCAAUAAAUGAGUUUAGUAACAAUGGAGAUACUAAAGAUAAUCCCGAUGGUAAAACAAGAUGCUCCAAUUGUGCUACAACAGCUAGUGGACAGUUUCACAAUACUUCAAAAGGUGUCUUAUGUCGUUCAUGUUAUUCUUUCUGGAGACGAACUGGUCUAAUGAAAAAUAUAACCACAAGGAAACAAGAUCCUUCUGGAUCAAGUCGACCCAAUUUAAUGAAAAGUAAACGUAAACCUCCUCGUGGUAUGUCAAUUAACAUUGACGAUUUGAUGACAAUUGUUAAUGGUCCACCAGAUCAGGGUGAAGCUUUCCUGAGAUCACUGAGCAAUGAAAUUGUAAAUUUAAAAAGAAAUGUACAAAACUUAAAAGCGCAUAUUAGUCAAAUCAAAACCAAAACUAAUUCUGCUCAUACAUUAAAGAGACUUGAUGUUUCGCCAUCCCAAAGAAUUAACGCUCGAUGGACCAAUGAGGAAGCUCUAUUAGCCGUUCAAGGAGUUCGAAAACACGGCAAAGAUUUUAAAGCUAUCGCUGAAAUAGUUGGUAAUAAAAGUGAAAGUCAUGUUCGCAGUUUCUACACAAAUAACGAACGUCGUUACAACCUGGCUUACAUGCUAACGGAGUACGAAAAUGAAUUUCUUGGAACCAAUUGAUCUGAUUGCCAUAUUUAUUUUUGUCUCUCUUUUCUCACUCACAUCUCACAUUUUCAUAUCAUCAUUAUUAUUAUUUUCUUUAUUCUAUAUUCCUUUUUCCUUCCAAUA